This is a messenger RNA of Lingula anatina, 4095 nucleotides long. RefSeq lists its product as uncharacterized. The record is from RefSeq and is a predicted model, not a curated record. Lineage: Eukaryota; Metazoa; Brachiopoda; Lingulata; Lingulida; Lingulidae. Gene Ontology annotation, molecular function: protein binding.
GGCAGGUAGACUGAUUUAUCAUCGCGUGCACAUUACUAAUCAAAACUCCAUCCAGCAUAGAGGUAUUUCAGGUAACAUGCACAACACAUGGCAUCACGAUCAUUGGUGUUUUUCAAGACUUCAAGAACCCAUGUUUUGCGUAGGCAACUAUCAAGACAUCCAUUACCUCGCACAAACUGAACCAGAAACAAAUACAAGAUGUGGUCACAUAAAGAAGAAACAAAAGAAAAUGCAGUGAACACUCCAUAGCAGUCUGCUGCUCACUACCAAUCACUGUAUUUUAUUAUAUGGACCCCCUUAUUGUCAAAACCAACAAGAAAAAAAAGUUCUAAAACUUCUGUAAGUUCCUUUUAACUGGAUACAACAAAUGAAACAAUCUUAAAACUUUAUUGCAGAUGCAUUCCUAACUACGAAUAAUGAGAUGAAAUCAAAAUUUGGUCUUGAUGCGGUAUAGCCUCACCAGCAGAGUGAUAAUGCAAUGGCAGCGAAAGACACAAGACUCCACGAAGCAGUGCGUUACUGUGAUAUCGAUCAGGUGCGUGAGGCGCUCAAGGAUCGUCUUAGUCCCAAUGACAUUGGGUUGUACCAGUGGAGUGCCCUGCAUGAGGCAGCACAGCAGGGAGAGCUGGAGAUUCUAAGGCUGUUGCUGAAACAUAAAGGAGACCCAAAUAAAAAGGACCACCUGAGAAACUGCACAGCGGUACACUAUGCAGCAAAAGAGGGCCAUAUGGAAUGUCUAAAACUGCUGAUUAAAUAUGGCGGUAGAUAUGAUGUCCUCAACAGUGAUGGGGAGUCCCCACUAGAUGUCGCUGUGGGAGAAUGUGAGAAUUUGUUACAGACUCAAAUGGUUCAAGAUUUGAUAAAAACAUCGAGACAAGAGGCAAAACAUCAAGCUGAAGAACAAGCAAAAAAACUGGAAGAAAAGAAAAAGAAAUCUCUUAGUAUUGGGGAAAAGAAUGACCUUAACCUUGGCCCCAAGGGCAAUGAAGAUGACCUUGACAUUCAAAACAUUCCUCGUAUUAUUGAACCUCAGAAAGAAUCUUCUGGAUUAAAGGCUUGGGAAAGUGAAAGGGAUGGAAAACAGAAAGAUAAUUCUGCAUACUUGCAGCUGUCAUUUGAGUAUAAUUCCCAUAAAGCCAACCUGAAGAUCCGCGUCUGGCAGAUUAGCAAUAUCUUACUGCCACCUCCUGAGAAUUCCAUGAUCAGCACCAUCUACAUCAAGAGCUACCUGAUUCCUGACAAAGAUAAAGAGAGCAAAAGGAAAACUGAAGAGGUUAAAGUUCAAAGUAAUGCCAAGGGUCAAGGUCAGACAGAAGAGGUCAAGUUUGAUUCGAAAGCAGCUCAGAAGGAUGACGGUAACCAUCCACCAAUUCAAAUCACCCAAGUCGUGUUCACACCUUCAACUUUUAAGUUUUCAAAACCAUUGGAGUAUGCAAACCUUACCAAGGAAAUAGUGAAAGACAGGACAGUAGAUAUUCAAGUGUUUGUGACGCAGAAAUUCACCAGGAAGAGUUACAUCAUCGCUUAUACGCGGAUUCCACUCAGAAGUGCAGUGAAAAAACUUAUCAGGGAGAAAUUCCCCCUGACCCCUUGCAUGGGAAAGGGGAUUCCUGACAGCAUGAAAGUAUAUAGCUCCAGUGAAUAUCUACCACAUCAUGCCUAUAGGAAUUUCAGUAGCGAUCCUAAUCUUAGGCAUCCAUCAAUGGCAAGUCUUUUUGUGCCUCACGCAGAGCGUGCAUCCAGUGACACAAAUCUGCGACAGAUUAAAAGCGAGGAGCCUGUCCACAAGACGCCUUCUGUGGAAAUUACUGUCCAACCUGACAGAGAAGGAGCUGCUGCUGAUGAUGGUGAUGAUGAAUACCUUGCUGCGGUCAGAGUUCACAGUGCCAAAGAACGCCAUGCAGGACAGAGUAAAAGCAUGUUAAAUUUGAGCAUCCCAAUGCCGGGUGAGAUCUCCUCUGCUGAUGAACCAGAGCAGGUCAGAGUACUCAAAUAUGAACAUCCUAGCUCCACUUAUGUCAAAAUGCCUGGUGCCAUGAAAAAACUAGAACGUCGCAAAAGUUUGAGCACCCCGGAACUUACCACCACAGAUGAUUCAGAGAUGAGUGAAUUGGACAGCUCUUUGAAUAGUCAGAAAGGCGGGCUUGUAGGGAGAAUGACUCAGCAGAGACGGGAUGUUUUAUCACAGCUAGAAAAAGGGAAAAGACGGACAAAGAUAGACAGGGUGGCCAGGCGAGUCCAGUCACCUCUUGUGGAAGCGGAGACCAGUUUCUCCAACAUCGCUGGUGUACAUCAAGGUCCAAGUACAAUUGUGUCAUUAGGGCGACGAAAGUCACAGUGUAAGAGCCCUGAAGUAUUGAGGUCUUUGUCCCCUCCAGUUACAGUUUCAAUAGAAACAACAACGCGCGUCAAUUCAUUGAGUCCCACCCCUCAUAGUGUGGGUCAUUAUAUUGCUGAACAUGAGCAUAAGGAAAAUGAACAGACACAUUUGCCAUCUAUACAGACACGCAAGUCGCUGCGCUCAGCAUCCAAAUCCAAUCACCGACCACCUUCUGUCCCAGGAAAGGCGGCCAUUGUUGACUCAGCUGUCCACUUUGAGGAUGACCUGACUGGACAGAGGUCACCAGGAAAACAAUAUAUAGGUGGACGUAGAGACAGUUUGCAAUCAUUCCAACCCAAACCAGUUAGAGAUUACUCCCCAGCUAAAUCACCCACAAGAACUAGGUCAAGGUUAUCAGGGGGUCAAGUUCAUCAAGGCCAAGGUUGCCACAGUAGGAGUGGGACAGGUUCAAGCAGAGAUUCUGAUACGCCCACUCCAAGUCCUAGGGAGUCCAUAGAAAUGAGACAUCUAGAUAGGGAUGAGUUACGGAAACAGUAUUUGGACAGGGCAGCAAAAAUCACCAUGACAGCGACCCCUGAGGUCAGAGUUAGAAUGUUUCAAAGAACUGGGAGGGAGCCACACCCUGCCACACCCCACCAUCUCAGAGGAAAGCAUCAGUUUUCAGAUAAUCCUGAGGAUGACAGUUUGGACCCCUUUUAUAUUCCAGGAACUCCAGUUGACUCUCCUGCCCAUGGAGGGAAAAAGUGAAUUAUAUUUGACUGGAAAACAUGGGAAAAGAACUAGAUAACAUGAGGUGAUAAAGUGAGGGGGAAAUCUAAAAAAAAAGCCUCAGUUUCUAAAAUUUUAGUAUAUUUUCCCUAGGUGCUUUUAUUGAUUGUCUUUUAUGCAAAAUGUGCAGAUAAUGUGCAUGAUUUCCAAAAAGAAAUUACUAAGUAGAAUGUUAAUAAGUAUGGAGUAAAUAAAAGGGGGAGAUAUUUGUUAUAUGUUCAUAUACUAUACUAAGAUAUUAUGAUACUUAGAUUUUUCUGACACAGGAGUGAAAUUUCAAUAUUAGCAUUAGUAUUUUAGACUUUAUUUCCCAUGCGUUUUACAGCAUCUGACAGUUUUUUUUUUUUCGUUAGCCAGUUUGUGUUUCUUAUAUACAGAUUUAGGGCACAAAUAUUUCAAACACAUUUUUUUACUGCAGCAGGGUCCAAUAAAAAGUGAACGAAAAGCGCAAGAACUUCGAAACAACCACAGGUUUUGUAGAAAUUUUGAAAAGUGAUCUCUAUUCAGUCAGUUUAAGUGGAUAUGUAUGUAGGUGUUAUACACGAAGCUAUUUUCCAUCCUCUGUCCGUGGUUAUUAAGUUAAAACCAAGAGCAUUCCGACUCGGCCAUUCUCGGGUGUUUUCGUAUCAAACCUACUUGUUACGGAAAUGGAUUAUGAGAGACCCGUAUGGAACCGUGCAUUCAAAAUCAUUAUUAUCUGUGAUUAGAUUUUUAGUGUUUCAAGAGAAGAUUUAUUGAGUAUUUAUUCAUUAUCAGUUUUUCGGUUUUUGAAAACUGUUUUUGUAUAUCUUGUCUAUGUGGAGAUAAACGAUUAGUUUCCUGUUUUAAAUACAAAUGAUGUUAGAAUACGCACCAAGUUAACUUAUUAUUUACUAUCAUGUUUUCUCUUAAUAUUUAGGUUACCGUUCAUAAAACUUCAUUUAGAGUAUAUUUAUUAAAUUUCUGUCUUAACCGCACAAAUGAUUUAUGCAUUCAGAAGAAAAUAA